AUCGGCGGAAUGAAAAAAAUGGCCAUCGUCAGAUUCGGUGAACUAUCGGUGCCUUUUCCGUUAAACUGUCCUUUUUGUUAACGGAGCGGCGGAGCGAGCGAUGCGAGUGGCGGCGGAGCUGGCCGAAACCGGAGCUAACGGGCGGUAGUUGGGCUGGUUCCGCGGCCGUCAGAGAGGCUCCGUGUCCGGGCUGAAGCAGAUGGGCUCCUCGGUGUGUUCAAAGGCGGAAGACUGCGUAUCAACACACCGAACCGGAGAUGCUACACAGCCGCUAGCCUGCUAACUGCUCGGUACGAGAUGUGGGUAAACGGCGGCCGAUUCACCAGGAAUUAAAGAUAACGGAGGAAACAUUUCGACUGACGACGUCCUGCUUUAUGGAGCCACAGCGGGACGACUUGAACUGAGACCGCUUUAACAUUCGGCCACACGCAGCGCCUCCCGACCCUCAGCAUGUCCAGCCGCAGGAAGUCCACCACCCCCUGCAUGGUCCCUCCUCGAGAAGCCGUCGACUUGGACCAGGAGAUGGAGGAUGUCACGGACGCGGCUGAGCCGGAGGACAGUAACGGCGUGGCGACCGUCUCCUCCGAGUUUCCCAGUCUGCUGGAGGAGCGGGGCGAGGACGCGGACUUCAGGCCAGCGUCGGACCCCUACCUGGACCUGAACGCGGCGGAGGGAGGAUACGAGUGCAAAUACUGCAGCUUCCAGACGUCGGAGCUAAACCUGUUCACCAUGCACGUGGACACGGAGCACCCGGACGUCGUCCUCAACACCUCGUAUGUCUGCAUGGAGUGUGACUACCACACCAAGAGGUACAGCACCUGUGUGUGUGUGUGAGUGUG
Molecule: messenger RNA, 839 nt
Organism: Plectropomus leopardus (leopard coralgrouper)
Lineage: Eukaryota; Metazoa; Chordata; Actinopteri; Perciformes; Serranidae
Source: RefSeq, a predicted model, not a curated record